Molecule: messenger RNA, 892 nt
Organism: Parasteatoda tepidariorum (common house spider)
Lineage: Eukaryota; Metazoa; Arthropoda; Arachnida; Araneae; Theridiidae
Product: protein Abitram
Cellular component (GO): nucleus
Source: RefSeq, a predicted model, not a curated record
UGCUUUUAUCCGAGAUUUUAGCAAAAAGAACAAUUGAAUUGUUCUACUUUUGAUCUAAAUGAAUUAAGACAUAUAGAUACUAUCUUAUUUAAAUGAUAUCUUAAUGUGGAAUAGCUCUUUUAUUUCAAAAACUAAAUUAGAAAAUUUCCUCUAUUGUCAAGCCUCACAAAUGGCAUGAAUAAUUUCCUUUCAAAUAUGGCAACAUCGUUGAAUUUGCAUGUAAACAAUCAUUAGUGAAGUAUAUCAAAACUUGUUUAAAGGUAUUGAUACUGCAACUAAAUAAAGGCAUGUGGUGUUUGAUGACUUGGAUCAUGUGAAACGUAAAUAUUCAAUACCAACUAUUGUGAAUUUUCUUAUCCAUAAUCCAUGGAUUCUGUUAGUGAUUUCCUCAAGGUCUGCCGAAUUGAUGAAGAUUUACCCAGCAUCACAGAACGUUACUUUACUGCAAAACUAUUUCCAGAUACAAAUCAAUGUGCUUUACUUCAUUCAAACAGGCUUUGUCUUAUAACAAUAGCUCCGACUCAUCCUAUAUUGACUGAAUGCCUUAAUAUUCAUUCUAUAGAAUUCAAUUCAGUAGGGAAUGUUAAUCGAUUAUCUAAUAAAGUGUCUGGAAAAUUUAAGAGAGGUGCCCAAAAGUUGAAAGAAAAAUCAGUGAUAUGCAAGUUAAAAUGUGAUAAUGAUUCUGAGUAUAUACUUUACAGUUGUGUUGCAGGAAAACUUGUUGAAAUUAAUGAAAAACUAAUAGAAAAUCCUAAUCUUUUGAAAGAGAAACCUUGGUCAGAUGGCUAUGUUGGUAUAAUUAUGCCAUUUUUUGUACCUACUCGUCGUAAAGAUGCUUAUAAAAAACCUUUACCACAAACUAAUUUGUCGCAAUAAAGUUUUUAAAAAAGUU